Alternaria arborescens is the source of this 1881-nucleotide messenger RNA. RefSeq lists its product as hypothetical. Bases 1 to 1881 code for a protein of 626 amino acids. The record is from RefSeq and is a predicted model, not a curated record. Lineage: Eukaryota; Fungi; Ascomycota; Dothideomycetes; Pleosporales; Pleosporaceae. The transcript has 2 exons.
AUGAAGGCAAACGUUGACGCGCCAUACUACCAUAUGCGCUCCGGCCAGUUCGUCACGACGUCCAACAGCGCAAACGCUGCGCCGCCCCGAUUCGUGUCCGACGAGGAUGAAUAUGACUUGUCCGGUCCCGCUGCUGUCGCAUCGCCGCUCGAACAUCAACUCAAUCCACACCUGUACUCCGAACCCACUGCUCGUCAGAUGUCAGACGAACACAUACUGGAGGAAAACCAUAACCUUGUCGAGCUUCUGGAGGCUGCGACCGCCGCGGGUCAGGUAGCGUAUAGUAUGGACACUGGACAUGCUGUGACAGGGAAUCUUACAUCACGCGACAGAAGUAGGAGAAAGAGAGGUGCCAGUACCCCAACUGAAGAUACUUCGCACCAAGCUGAUGGGCUUGUUCACCUGAAGCGACGUAGAACUGGUGGACCUACUGAUCCUCAACUUCAGGACCAUGGCCAAGAUAUACAUGGCGACUGUGCUGGUGAAACUGUACCGCCUUCCAGCGAGUCUCUAUUGAACGAUGCUCGUGCCGCAGGCGUACACUCCGCCGCUGCCCUCUUCCGUCGUUCCUCUGAAAGAACAUCCCGGAAGUACACACGCCCUCCAAUGUCAAAGCUAUUCAUGUCCCUCCAGCUCAGCCCAGAAAAUUUUCUUCAAUUGCAGGCUUUAGCAAAAGUCUACAUGCUCGACACAUCGCAUCCAGAACGGCAGAAUUGCGUAGGUAACCGUGGUAAAGGUGAUACCGACAUGGUCAAGUUACGGCUGUUCAAUUGUGUUCGCGACUUCUUAAACGACGGAGUCGGCGAACAGUUCUUUGGCGAAGACGUUGAGAAGCCAGGCGAGAAGGACGCAAUCGAAGCUGCCCGCGCACUAGGGGAGGACAAGACCCCUGAUCCGGCUGAGAGAUUGACAUGGCCAAGAGAUGGCAACAAGAUUAUCAGUCUGGUUACCCCGUUAAUGCGACGCAUGGUCACCAACGAGCGGCAGCGACAGUACGCGAUCGAAACCAGGAAGGGUGGCACAAAGAAAAAAGACAAAGAAGGUAGUGUCGAAGCUGUGACUCAGCAAGGAGAGGACGAUACAGGGCAUGGAGUCGAGCAGCAACCGCGAGCAGUCUUCGAUCGUAACCUUGUUCAUCAUCCGCAUUCGUCACGGUCGAUUGUCUCGUCGACCUCGAUUCCGACGACAACUAUUCAGGACUUCUUCCCUCCAAAACCGGAAGCAACCUUAGAUACUAGAGAAAGUGUGGACUCUAUACAAUCAAGUGCAAAGUUGCCCACAAACAGUCCCACAGAACCAAAUCUCUCUCAUAUCAACAUCUUCCUUGUGCUCCCCUCGUCAGGAAGUAGACCGGGUAACAAGCUCGACGAGAAGCGCAUCACAGCUGAAGCACAAGCACACUUGGCGUGGUAUGACUACAACGACUUCAUGAGAGAGACAGUCAUUCUGCUCAAAGCAGCCAAACACAAGUACCCUGAAUUAAAGACGGAAAAUGUAUUUCAGGGCGUUGAGCCUGGAACAGACAAUCUUCGCGGACUUGCUGCUGCUGCCAACGCGCUACAGACGGAGCAUACUCAGCAUGAAGCACUUCCAUCGACUGCUUGUCUCUCUCAGCAUUCGUCAGCAGACGGCCCCCACUCUGUUCUUCCGAACCCGAUUUCGACUCUCAACAAUUAUCCCAUCUUCCCAAACGACAGCCAUCAGGAAACCAGGUCUCUUCCCCGCUACACCAUCAAGUCUAUUGGUCCUCAGGGAUGGCGCGAUGUUCGCAACGCUGAUGACUGGUAUAGCGUUCUGAGGGAGAAGGCUUUCGCUGUGUGGGCUGAUGGUGUGUGUAAUGUGCUUGUCGAACUCGUCGACUUUGCUGGCGUGGCGGGAUAA